Messenger RNA from Loa loa (African eye worm), 2094 nucleotides. RefSeq names its product carnitine O-palmitoyltransferase I isoform. Gene Ontology annotation, molecular function: carnitine O-palmitoyltransferase activity. The transcript has 17 exons. Bases 1 to 2094 code for a protein of 697 amino acids. Gene Ontology annotation, cellular component: mitochondrion. The record is from RefSeq and is a predicted model, not a curated record. Lineage: Eukaryota; Metazoa; Nematoda; Chromadorea; Rhabditida; Onchocercidae. Gene Ontology annotation, biological process: fatty acid metabolic process; carnitine metabolic process.
AUGGUGAUUGCUUCACUUUUAUACAGAAACCCACCGAAACGAAAAUUUUCAAUCAUUUUGCCCGGAGCAGUUCGUGAACAGAUUGCAGUUAUUUCCAAUGUUUUGUUGAUUGCUUUCAUAAGCACGUAUUUCCCGAUAUUGCUGUUCAGAUUUACAAUAAGACAUUUAUAUUUUGGUUACAAAAGAUAUUUGUUCGAGAAAGAAGGGAACUAUUCAUUUUCGACAAAAGUGUGGUUUAUAUUUCAUCGCUUAUUCAAUAAAUUAUCACCACAGUUGUAUUCGUGUGAAGGGUUAUUGCCAACUUUACCACUUCCAUCGCUUAAAGGUACGGUCGCCAGAUACCUCAACAGUGUAGAACCUCUGCUGAGCCUUGAAGAAUUUACGGAUGUAAAAAAGAUGGCUGAGAAUUUUUUAAAAAAUGAAGGAUGGAAACUUCAAGGAUUAGCUUGGCUCUACUGGUGUUUUGUUGAUAAUUAUGUCACUGACUUCUGGGAGAAAUUCGCUUAUCACUAUUCGAGGAAAGGCAUUCUGAUAAAUAGCAGUGUUGCACAUUUAGAUAUUUUCGAAGGUGUGCCAGCCAAUCAAGCCGUUCGAGCAGCUCAUAUUGUAUUGUUGGAAACUCUAAGCAUGCUAUCGGUUGAUCGGGAAUCUCUACCACCUGUAGCUGGUGGAGUUAUUAGUUUAUCACACCUGUGGAAGUGCUACGGAACAACACGAGUACCGGGAGAGAUUAUAGAUCAUUUGGAAGUGUAUUGUGGAACCACACGCCAUAUAAUUGUUUAUCAUCGAGGUUGUAUUUAUAAAUUGAAUGUUUUUGAUGAAAAUGGUCGUAUGUUCGGUUUGGAAGAACUUACUGAGAUAUUUUCGGAAUUGCUGACUCGCGAUGAAAGCGCUGGAAAAGUAGAAGGACGAAUAGCGGCAUUAACGACCGACUCUCGAAACCAGUGGUGUUUGAACCGCCGUCGAUUUUUUCUGGAAAAUGCUAUAAAUCGUGCUUCUUUAGCCGUAAUAGAAUCGGCUAUUUUUUCUCUGAUUCUUGAUGACGCUAAAUACAGCAGCGACCCAGAAGCGCUUGAAAUUUUCUUGAAAAAUAUGCUAACUGGUGAUGGAAGCAAUCGUUGGGCGGACAAAUCAUUAAAUUAUGUCAUUUCCAGUAAUGGAAGGUUAGUUUUUAGUGUGGCGGAACAACAGAACAUUCAGUUGCCGAUGGAGCAGAAUUUGCUUACAUUUUCGAAAAUUAUCUUUCCUCAGAUCUCCACAUCAUUCAUCAUUAAAUAUCCAAAAGAAGUGAAAGAGGUGGUGCGUCUCAACAAUUUUCCUGCAACGAAAAAUUAUGCUGUUCGACUAAAUUUUGAUAUUAACGAGCAGAUGAAGGCAGAGAUUAUCCGUUGUUAUGCCAGUUAUCAGGAACAAAUCAAUGAUGUCGAUGUAGCCUGCCUUGUCUUCCGUGACUUUGGCAAAGGCUUUAUCAAGGAAUCUCGCAUUUCACCUGAUGCAUUUGUUCAAAUGGCUAUACAAUUAGCGAGCUUUAAAGAUCAAGGCAAAUUUUCUCUGACCUACGAAUCGACAUCAGCAAGAUUUUAUGCAAAAUCAAGGACAGAAACAUUACGUUCCGUAACAAAAGAAUCAUGCGCAUUUGUUAAGUCAAUGGUCAGCACAGAGAGCAGCAACGAAGAACGCGUUAAAUUAUUGAAGGAAGCGGCUGGAGUUCACGUAAUUAAUAGCAAGGAAUGUUUAACUGGAAGUGGUGUUGACCGACAUUUAUUUGUUCUUCAUAUUUUGAGCAAAAUGACUGGCAUAAACAGUCCAUUGUUGAAUUACUACAUAGCUCAACCUUGGGAACUUAGUACAAGCCAGACACCGAAUAUGACACGUCAAAUAAAUGAAGACGAACAUCCAAACCUUUCAUGGUUUGGCGCUGGUUUCCAGGCUGUUUGUAAAACUGGAUAUGGUAUCAGUUAUCGUUUUGCUGGCAAUCAUUCAAUAUGUAUGAAUAUUGCCUCCUAUAAGUCUGCCGAAAAUACGGAUUCACACCGACUUAGACAACAUUUGAUACAAUCAAUGCACGAAAUUUCUGCCAUGUUCAGGAUUUAA